AUGAGUACCUCUCAAGAAAAAGCCCAAAACCAAGCUUCUCAAGCCAGAAAAGGAGAUUGUCAAAUUGCUAUCAUUGGAGAUGAAGAUAGUGUUACUGGAUUUCUUCUUGCUGGUAUUGGAUCUAUUGAUAGAAUGAAACGUACAAACUUUCUUAUUGUUGACAAUAAAACACAACACGAUAAAAUUGCUCAAACGUUCAAUGAGUAUGUUAAUAGAACUGAUAUUGCUAUUGUUUUAAUAACACAAAAUGUAGCAGAUUCAAUGAGAGACAUUCUUGAUGGAUAUGAUAGAUAUUUACCAGUCAUUAUGGAAAUUCCUUGUAAAGACCAUCCAUACAAUCCAGAUACUGACUCAGUCAUGGUGAGAUUAAAGAGAAUGACUGGAAGAGAUUGA
Molecule: messenger RNA, 393 nt
Organism: Entamoeba nuttalli P19
Lineage: Eukaryota; Evosea; Mastigamoebida; Endamoebidae
Product: V-type ATPase, F subunit protein
Exons: 2
Coding region: 1-393 (130 amino acids)
Biological process (GO): proton transmembrane transport
Cellular component (GO): proton-transporting V-type ATPase, V1 domain; membrane
Molecular function (GO): proton-transporting ATPase activity, rotational mechanism
Source: RefSeq, a predicted model, not a curated record